UUUAUAGAUUUUUCUCAAAAUAUGCGUAGAAAUAUUGUUUUUACGUUCGCAAUAAUAGGCUGCGAGAUACUGCGUUGCUCGCGCUUGGGAAAAGCCGGCAAUAGAUUUUCGCACAACAUCGAUGUACAAAAUUUUGAGAUCGGCGUGACUUUGUUUACGAUCCGGGGCUAGUCGGCGGCGGCGCGCCGGGGCUAGUCGACGGCGGCGCGCCGGCGUGGCGCGGACCUCUACUUACAAUACUUUAAAAUACAUUUAUUUCUAUAAACAAAAUCUUGCAGUUGUGAUUAUAACCUCAAAGUGAACUGACAUUUUUUCACAAAUAUGAAAAGAUAUAUUUCAAUUUUGUUGUUUUGUUCAAUUUUAAAAGUGAACAGUCACGGCAUGAAUGUGGUGUUCUCGUGGAAGCAAAUUAGUUAUAAUUUUGAUGGAGUUCUGUACACAAAGAACUCUGACUACGACCGCACCGUCGACGACAACGUCCACUUUGCCGACGAGCUACUAGAAGCAGAGAAGUUCUUCAUCCAGUACAACAAUGUGCCAAUCGGGUUUGAAGUUUACAGAGAUACUGUCUUCGUCACUAUACCGAGGAGACGACAUGGUAUUCCCUCAACCUUAAACUAUAUAAAGCUGUCAGACCCAAGCCCAGUACUGCGUCCAUACCCUAACGUAGCCAGCAGGAAUCUCGUUUCUGUAUAUCGGCCUAGGGUCGACGAGUGUGGGCGGCUUUGGAUGGUGGACACCGGUUUACUAGAGGUUCCUGGAGAGAGGAAGCAGAUUCAGCCUCCCGCAAUAGUUCUCUAUGACCUCAACAGUAAAAGCCAAAUCUUGAGAUACCAGCUCAAACCCACGGAUCUGGUCGACGAGAGGACGCCAGGAGGCCUAACCUCGAUAACGGUGGACGUCGGGGCCUCCUGUUCAGACACAUACGCCUACAUCACGGACCUGGCCACCAACGGUCUCAUCGUUUUCUCACUCAAAGAAAGAGACAGCUGGAGGAUCCAGGACGACAGUUUAAGGCUGGAUGAGGGGGCCAUGAACUUUACUGUUGCUGGACACGUGAUCAACUGGCGAGAUGGAUUAUUCAGCAUUACCCUAUCUAACCGGGAUGCCACCAACAGAACAGCUUUCUUUCACCCGCUGGUGUCCACCCAGGAGUUCUCCAUCGACACGUCUAUGCUGAAGUCUUCGAAACAAGGAAACGUUAAUGGUCAAGUGAGGCUCCUAGGCACAAGAGGUCCCCUAACCCAAAGCGGCAGCCACGACUACCACGACGGCGUGCUGUUCUUCGCCAACGUAGCCCAAGAUGGUAUCCUUUGCUGGAACACCAGGAAACCACUGACGCCAGAAAAUGUGGUACUAGUAGCACAGGACCAUGAGAAACUUGUUUAUAUCUCAGAUUUAAAGGUGAAAGCUGACGAGGUGUGGGUCCUAGUGAAUCAGAUCCCCCGCUUUGUUUACGGCACCCUAGACCCCACGAAAAAUAAUUUCUACAUUCUGAAAGGGAGAGUGCAAGAUCUGAUCAAGAAUACGAAAUGCGCGUAAUUUAAAAAAACCACCAUAUCAAAAUGUUUACACUAUCAAAAUGUCAACAUCUUCAAAAAAAAUAUUGAUAUGACUAGAUUAUUGAAAUGACUAGAUUGUUGUCCAAAUCCUUUUU
This is a messenger RNA of Cydia pomonella (codling moth), 1657 nucleotides long. It is a transcript of the gene Y-fb, whose product is annotated as L-dopachrome tautomerase yellow-f-like. The transcript is spliced from 9 exons. Gene Ontology annotation, cellular component: extracellular region. The coding region runs from base 322 to 1542 and encodes 406 amino acids. NCBI's taxonomy places the organism in Eukaryota, Metazoa, Arthropoda, Insecta, Lepidoptera, Tortricidae. The record is from RefSeq and is a predicted model, not a curated record.